Oldenlandia corymbosa var. corymbosa is the source of this 255-nucleotide messenger RNA. Lineage: Eukaryota; Viridiplantae; Streptophyta; Magnoliopsida; Gentianales; Rubiaceae. The record is from the annotation of a GenBank genome assembly.
AUGGGUGUGAGAGGCGACGAGGAUGACAAUGGCAGCGACAGCGGCGACAGUGUCGGAGAAUAUGAGGAGGGAAGAGUUUUCACGGCGGUGGGAACAUCGGGUAUGAACCUCGGUCAAGAUGUUCUAGGAAACAGGUCAACGCCGGCAUGUGGCGGAGAAGCUCCAACGCCGGCAUGUGGCGGAGAAGCUCCGUCGCCGUCAGGGAUUAACCUGGUAGCGGCUUUGGCAGCGGAGAGGCAAUUCAAGGGGGCCUAG